Morchella sextelata is the source of this 624-nucleotide messenger RNA. RefSeq lists its product as uncharacterized. The annotation marks the transcript as partial. The transcript has a single exon. NCBI's taxonomy places the organism in Eukaryota, Fungi, Ascomycota, Pezizomycetes, Pezizales, Morchellaceae. The record is from RefSeq and is a predicted model, not a curated record.
ACUCACCCUGUUGCCUUUUAUUCUCGAAAGCUUAACCCAGCGGAACUUAACUACGACGUCUGGGAUAAGGAGAUGCUAGGAAUUGUUUCAGCCUUUAAGCAAUGGCGUCACUACCUCGAAGGACCUAGCAAAACGGUCCUAGUCUACACGGAUCAUAAGAACUUGGAAUAUUUCUCAACAACCAAGGUUCUUAACCGACGACAGGCAAGGUGGGCUGAGUCUUUGGCGGAAUUUGACUUUAAGAUUAUUUACCGCCCGGGAACCAAAAAUGGGAAGGCAGAUGCACUAUCGCGACGGCCGGAGUACCGUCCUGAAGGGGGAGGCACGCUUGGGAAGCAGCCGAUAGACAGGUUCUUUAAGCCCGGACAGUUGGCGGAGGAAGAGUUUGUGGCAUCAGCGGUGUCGCUUGCCUCCAAGGGGGUGAUUGACUGGUCUAAGAAUUUUCUGGAUCAUGUCAGGCAGGCGGCAUCGGGAGACCCGACAUGGGUAGGAAUGAAAGAGAAAAUUGAGCAAGGGGAGAAGCUAGGGGAACUGAAGGAUAUUGCUGAAAAAGACGGGCUACUCUUCUAUAAGAACCGACUCUGCAUUCCGGCAGAUGACCAUAUUAAGAUCCGAAUCGCAUAG